AUGCCCGACCCAAACGUACCCCAAAGCUACGAAAUCAGACCUGAUCCCCAGGCUCUGACCGGCAACAAAGAAGACCCCAGCCAGAACGCAUCCACUGGUGUCGACUACGAGCCUCAUCCCGAGAAGAGCAUCAAGCUCGAGCCAGAAAGAGAAAGGAUUGUACAGUCGAUUUGUGCUCUAUACUCGGGUGGAGCGGAAGAUAGCAAGCGAGGAGAGGAGCUCAUGCAAGUCUAUGCUGAGAAGGCCGUCUACGAUGAUCCUUGGUCGUACUGCGACACACGCUACAAGAUCGCCGGCCAAUGGUACGGCAUCCCCAAAGUAAUGGCCAAGUCGCAAACCCUCAAGACCGAAGUCGUCGACUCGCAAAAAGAUCGCAUCAUCUUCAAGUUGCAGCAGGAAUACACACCCAGGAUCGUACACUUUUCAAAGCCAGUAAACAGUCUUAUCACAUUGACGCUGGACGACCAAGGCAAGGUCAAGUAUCACAAGGAUAUGUGGAAUGAGAAGGACUAUUCGCAUGAAGGCCUGGGCAAGGUCAUGAAGACGUUGAAUGGCGAUCAUUUGACCAAGAUCACCCAACCGCCAGAGACUUUGUAA
Molecule: messenger RNA, 597 nt
Organism: Aureobasidium namibiae CBS 147.97
Lineage: Eukaryota; Fungi; Ascomycota; Dothideomycetes; Dothideales; Saccotheciaceae
Exons: 3
Coding region: 1-597 (198 amino acids)
Source: RefSeq, a predicted model, not a curated record